CAGGUCCUACAUUCAGCUCGCUAGAUGGCGCCAGUCCAUUUUCACAGCACUUUAUACAUUUCCCCCGCAGAAGUUUCGAGCAGGAAACGUUAUCUGUGUUGAGAGGCGGCUGAGGAGGAAAGCAUGGCCCUAAACGCAGAUGAUGAGGACUUUGAAUGGGAGCCUCCGUCCGAGGCCGAGGUGAAGGUGUUUCAGGCUCGACGGGAGCGACAGGACAAGAUCAGCAAGCUGAUGGGAGUCUAUCUGCUGAAGGGCUACAAGAUGCUGGGGGAGUGCUGUGAGCUGUGUGGGACAAUUCUGCUGCAAGAUAAGCAGAAGAAAAAUUACUGUAUUGCUUGUCAAGAGCUGGACUCCGAUAUUGACAAGGACAACCCAGCUUUAAACGCCCAGGCAGCUUUGUCACAGGUACGAGAGCGUCAGUUGGCGACUCAGCCUCUCCCUGAAUCUAACGGAGCCUCAUCCAACGAACCCCUUCUCUCCAUCAAGGGGCAGCCCCGGCCGGAGCACUGCGAGGGGGCCGCGUCUGGACGGAGAGGUCCCCCUCCUGCCAUACAGCCCACCCCUCUUUCUGUUCCCACCGUCAGCUCCAACUUUCUGCUACCAGCCAACCCUCCUCUCCAGACUGCACCUCCUUUAGGGUCCUUGGGCAACCCCCUGCACCAUCACCCAGCCUUGUCAAGCGCAGAGGAGGCAGUGCUACACAAACUCAGAUGGGCCACGCAGGAGCUCCAGCACUCCGUGUCAGUGGAGGCCAGUAUCCAGCUCUGCAGUCUGAUCCGAGGCUGUGCCGAAUCCCUGCGUAGUUUGAAAGAACUGUAGGUCUCAAAAGACUGAACCACAGACAGAGCUGUAACAGCAGACACAUAAUGAAAUAUGAACAACACGCACACAUAUGUACAUAUAUUAGUAACAUACUCCACAGUGGCCUGAUUGUGUUUGUUUGUUCUAAAGUGGCUGAGUAUGUGACUAUCGUGUGUUGAAAAACAUUGAUUAAGCUGCAAAGGCUGUUUCAUUAUCCCUGAUUUGUUUGCGUUUGAGUUACAUUACAAGUUUUAACUUUUUUUUAUGAACUCAUAAUUGAAUGAAAACUCCACAUUUUAUGAAAGUACCAACUUGAUUGUGACAAUGUUAGAAAAACUACAGUUAGCCAAGUGAAGUGUUUCAAAGCAGUAGUAGAACUAUCUGGUCGCCGUGAUUUUGCCAAGUAAGACAUGUUCCUGGAUCAACAUCUUUUGAUGAUCCUGGAUCCACAUUACUGUCCAAAAAUAUAGACUUAACCCAAUCCCUACCCCUAAACAUAACCCUACCCAUAAUUUAUUCCUAAAAUCAAUGGGAAAUGAUGGCUGAUUAACAAGUGUAGAAGCACCUAAAUCUGAUUGCAAGCCUAAAACAGAUAUUUUCUCAAUUCUGAUUGGUUGAUUGGAAUGUUGUUCCAGGAUCAACAAGGAUGUUGAUCCAGGAACAUGUUGUACUUGGUCAAAUCACGCUCACCAGAACCAUCUCAGAGCUGUGAGUGCUGUUUUGGGAACAAAUAACAGCAUUAUACAUUUGAUAGUUAGGGGCGUUCCACUGCACUGCUUCCUAUACAUUAUUCCAUGUUUUUCCAUGAUGCCUUUGUUCAACUUAAAAGGAUUUCUAGACAUUGCACUUUUUUUUAUUACACUGCCCUGUGUCUAGCAUUUUUG
Messenger RNA from Carassius carassius (crucian carp), 1685 nucleotides. RefSeq names its product protein ZNRD2-like. The transcript is spliced from 4 exons. The record is from RefSeq and is a predicted model, not a curated record. The coding region runs from base 124 to 819 and encodes 231 amino acids. NCBI's taxonomy places the organism in Eukaryota, Metazoa, Chordata, Actinopteri, Cypriniformes, Cyprinidae.